Molecule: messenger RNA, 4663 nt
Organism: Mirounga angustirostris (Northern elephant seal)
Lineage: Eukaryota; Metazoa; Chordata; Mammalia; Carnivora; Phocidae
Gene: KATNAL2
Product: katanin catalytic subunit A1 like 2
Exons: 16
Coding region: 74-1690 (538 amino acids)
Molecular function (GO): ATP hydrolysis activity; protein binding; ATP binding
Source: RefSeq, a predicted model, not a curated record
GCUUUCUUUGGAAGUACUGGGCAGGCUAGUUUAACUGGCCCUUUUCACCUCUCCGGCCCUAAAACAGGAGCUGAUGGAGCUUUCUUACCAGACCCUCAAAUUCACGCACCAGGCACGGGAAGCGUGCGAGAUGAGGACAGAAGCACGACGAAAAAAUCUUCUUGUUUUGAUUUUGCAUUACUUAACACAAGAAGGAUAUAUUGAUGCAGCCAAUGCUUUGGAGCAAGAAACUAAACUGGGGUUACGACGCUUUGAAGUUUGUGACAACAUUGACCUUGAAACUAUUUUGAUGGAAUAUGAGAGCUAUUAUUUUGUGAAAUUUCAGAAAUACCCCAAAAUUGUCAAAAAGGCAUCAGACACAGCGGAAAAUAAUUUACCACCAAGAAGUGGAGGGAAGACCAGAAGGGUGAUGAGCGACAGUUGUCAAAAUCUUCCCAAGAUCAGUCAGCAAAGGCCACGGUCCAGAACCACAGUGGGGAAAUCAGGGGAUGUCAAAUCCCUCCAUAAGGAGCAUCCUAAACAGGAGGCUGUCACUAAUUCUCACGCGGAGAGUGCUGACUUUGGCUUGAGUAUAUCAGGAAUCAACAAAGGCAGUGGAGAAGAAAAUGUCCGCCCACAAAAAGGCCAAAUCAUUGACUUCCGAGGGCUGCUCACAGAUGCCAUCAAAGGAGCAACCAGCGAACUUGGCCUGAACAGCUUUGACUGUAACCCCGACCCCUCAGAACGAUUGUUGAAACCUCUGAGUGCAUUUAUUGGCAUGAAUAGUGAGAUGCGAGAAUUGGCAGCCGUGGUGAGCCGGGACAUUUAUCUCCAUAAUCCAAACAUAAAGUGGAAUGACAUCAUUGGACUCGAUGCAGCCAAGCAGUUAGUCAAAGAAGCUGUUGUGUACCCUAUCAGGUACCCACAGCUGUUUACAGGAAUCCUUUCUCCCUGGAAAGGACUGCUGCUGUAUGGCCCUCCAGGUACAGGAAAGACUUUACUAGCCAAAGCUGUGGCCACGGAGUGCAAAACCACCUUCUUUAACAUUUCUGCAUCUACCAUUGUCAGCAAAUGGAGAGGGGAUUCCGAAAAACUUGUUCGGGUGUUAUUUGAACUUGCCCGCUAUCACGCCCCCUCCACCAUCUUCCUGGACGAGCUGGAGUCAGUGAUGAGUCAGAGAGGCACGGCUCCUGGGGGAGAACAUGAAGGAAGCCUUCGAAUGAAGACAGAGUUACUGGUGCAAAUGGAUGGGCUGGCUCGCUCAGAAGAUCUCGUGUUUGUCUUAGCAGCCUCUAACCUGCCAUGGGAGCUGGACUGUGCCAUGUUACGUCGUCUGGAGAAAAGGAUUCUGGUUGGUCUCCCCAGCCGGGAGGCCAGGCAAGCCAUGAUCCGCCACUGGCUGCCCCCUGUGAGCAAAAGCAGAGCUCUGGAGCUGCGCACGCAGCUGGAGUACAGCAUGCUGAGCCAGGAGACUGAAGGCUACUCAGGCUCAGACAUUAAGCUCGUCUGCAGGGAAGCAGCCAUGCGGCCUAUGAGGAAGAUCUUCAGUGCACUUGAAAAUCACCAGUCAGAGAGCAGCAACUUACCUGGAAUCCAGCUGGAUACAGUGACCACUGCCGACUUCUUAGAUGUGCUGGCUCACACCAAGCCUUCAGCAAAGAAUCUGACUCAGAGAUACUCAGCCUGGCAAAGUGAGUUCGAGUCUGUAUGAAAUCACAUCUACCCUGACCUGGCCACAGAGACAACCACGGAGGCCUUCCGAUUUAUUAGUUUAAGCAGGAGAAGAACAUGAUGAUUGGGAGAGAAAAGAGAAAAAUUAUCUUUGAAGACUGAGUUCGUUUGAAUAACUGUACUAUUUUGGAAAUAAGAGAUAUUUUUGUUAAUUUUUCCUGAUUGAUGCCCGCAAAAUACUGAAGAUGUUAAUUACAGGUGUAUAUGCUCCUAGUCACACAACAGAGACUUUUCUCACACUUAGACUCCAUACAAUUUGAUGAACAGUUUCUUACGGUGUUCCUUGUUUGUGAAUUGGUGUUUUCAUUUUGAAGAAAAAGAUGUAGUUUGGGAAGCUGUGUUGGAAUGCACAGUGGCUCCGAGUGGGGGGCCCAUUAGAAGCGAAGCGUAACAGACCAUCCAACCAGCUGAUGGGCUUGAGGGUUGGUUAAGAAUAGGCGCGGGGAAGGACACGCAGUGUUUCUUCUGACAACAUCCUGAGUGUCAUCAGCUCUCCCUAACUCUGACCCCAACCAGUUUUCUCAGCAGCAAAGCCCUAGCAGACUAGCUCCCCCCUACCGUGACGCCCCCCCUCCCCCCCCCCGCCCCCUGCUCUGCCCCAGCCCCCGGGUUCGCUGCUCCACCUCAGGGGAGGAGCACCUGGAGUCUCAAGCUAGCAGCACACAGCCACUAGCCUCCAGCCUGAGCUUCCAGUCUGAGUUCUGGCUCCCAGUAACAUCUUUGGACAGUUCACAUCCCGUGUGCUCUGCCGUCUUCCCACAGCUCCUCGGUGGAUCCAAAGCUUAGGAUGGGGAACCUGGGAUUCAGAACAGUCAUCCUGGGUCUUCCCUACCCUUAGGCUCCCCCACAUCUCCUUAUGGGGUUGGUAACAGUUGGAAGCAUCUCCCUCAGAAACUCAUGAUCUGAGCCAUCUAUCUUAAACCCCGGAAAAAUGCCGCUAAGUGAUGGCACCACCCCUCUUCCCAGCUAGAACUUACCUGUGGUUGUCCCCCCUUCUUCCCUUCCUCACCUCAUUUUCUUCAUCCCAGCAAGGCACACUCCUCCUCCGAAGAAAAACUUGCAGGAAAAAGGACAUUUUGGGUAGCUAAAUAUUCCAAAGGAUUAACCUAAUUUUAAACAAAAACAAAGCAUUUUGGGGAGGGUACUGAUUAUUUUGAGUAUAUCCUCAAAUGCCUUUUAAAAUGCCAUUUCAUGGGCAAUGUAGUCAAACUGGAAAUAUACCACAUAUAAUGAAUUAAAAAUAAACAAAAAGACAUUUCAUCUUAGUAUAUACUAAACUUAAGCUUCUUCAUGAUCAUGAAGGUCUUACACUAUCCAACACUAGCUCUACCCUAGAUGUAGAAAUCUCUAAGUGGUCUUAGACAUCUGCUUCUCGUGUUUUGGGAUCAUUUUCUCUUCUUUCUCUCUCUUCCUUCCUUCCUUCUCUUUUUUUUAAGAUUUUAUUUGUCAGAGAGAGAGAGAGACAGAGGGCAAGCACAAGCAGGGGGAGCAGUAGGCAGAAGGAGAAGCAGGCUCCCCGCUGAGCAGGGAGCCCGAUGCGGGACUCGAUCCCAGGACCCUGGGAUCAUGACCUGAGCCGAAGGCAGACGUUUAACCGACUGAGCCACCCAGGUGUCCCAGGGUCAUUUUGUCAGGCUGUCAGCGGACAUUUCUUGCAGCUGUUAGUCCAUUAGCUUGUGGCCACUACCAUCCUUUCUGAUUUUAUAAAAUCUCAAGUGGAUGGAACCUCAACCGUUGUUAAUUUGUCAUGGUUGGAAAGUAGAUAUGUUUGUGUGUGUGUACUUAAAAGUGAACAAGUAAAGCGGCAGAGGAGACAGCCCCUGUGGACAGCAUGCUUUUUGACAAUGUUUGGCCCCUUUUAGCUUGCUGCUCUUUCCUUACUCCAGUCAGGGUAAGCGUGGUUUUGCCAUCCCUCACAGCAAAUACACACAACCCCACGCACAGCUGACUAUGCACCUGACACACCUCCACAUCCUUCCUCCAUUUCUAAGAAUCUCCAAGUUCAUCUUUGUAAUACUUCCAUCUUAUUCAAUCGCAUAUUCAAUCCUCCUCUUUUCCCUUGGGAAGUUUGUCUCCAAAUAAUUAUGCAAGUAUGUUUGUAGGUCAUGCUUUUAUUUCAGUGACUUCUUUACCUGUUUUAUACACUAAUGACUUCUUGCUUUGGAUGAAAUGAAAUGUAGCUCUUUCAUCCCUCUGCCGUAUCCCCAUCAUCGCCAAAUAGUUAAGACUUUAGGUUUACUCAAUAAUCGGUAUUUCUAUGGGAACGUAUAAUGUUCAUGCAGGGCCACUAGUGAAUCAAAAUUACAUUUCCUGUAUAUGUUGGUUUUGUCUUUCCAGGAAUUAAUUAAGUGCCUUAUUUUAUCAUUUGCUUAAUUUUUGAAGUAUCUCUUCUGAUUUUUUGCAACCCAGUCUCAGAUCUGUCAGAUCCCUAUCAGUAUUGGUUUCCAAAUGGCCAGUAUCAGAUAAACUGUCAAUUCCAUUCCCAUACCCUCUGGUCCUGGUGUUUUAAGGGGAAAGGAACCAAGAGCCCUUACAGAAUAAGAACCCUUAUAGAAUAAGCAGAGAUGUACCUAGUCUCCCCAUUUGCAGUCCUGUAGCUCACCCUGGCUCACCACCACGCCCAUUCUCCCCAAGGCCUUCACUUUCAUGGCUCCUGGGGCUCCAACCAUUUUGUUUAACAGCUUCAAACUAAAUCUUUGCUUCUCAGUGCUACCUCACACCUCACCUCCUACCUAGUCUCCAAGACUUCAAUCUUUGAGGUUCUAUAGGAUGAGUUUUGGUUGUCUUUCUUUGCACAGAUUUUUGUUAUCAGCAACCUAACCACUUCCAUCCUUCAAAUUAUUGUACCCUCUUGUCCACUGGUAUCUCCUCUUGUGGGCUCUCCUUGUGAGUUUAUACCUUCUUUAUUCCUUCACUUUGAUUUUAGUGGGGCUCUGAGAGAGACCAACUAAGA